AUGGAACCCUACAGACUCCCGCAUGCCUGGCUGCGCUUGCCGGCGAUUUCGUUGGACAUGGCAACCAUAAAACGUCAGGCUCCCAACGAAACCAAUGUCGGGUCUCCCACCGGGGUUUCUCAUGUUGCCUCUGACAGCAAAACAAACGACGCAGAAGACGUAAUGGCAGCAAAGAAAGUCAGCUUAAACAACGUUGGUGAUAGACCCUACAUGUGUGGAUUCUGUGGUUACGUGACAGGUAUGAAGUCUAGAUUGUCCCAACACAUGAGAACCCAUACAGGCGAAAGACCCUACAAAUGUGACCGAUGUGACUAUUCUGCAGCACAGAAAGGACAUUUGAACAUUCAUAUAGCAUUAAGACACACUGGUGAGAAACCCUACAUGUGUGGGGAGUGUGGGUACAGGACGGCUCAUAAAUCUAACUUGUCCAAACAUAUGACAAACCACACAGGUGAAAGACCCUACAAAUGUGACCGAUGUGACUAUUCUGCAGCACAGAAACUAACUUUUGACAACCAUAUAGCAGCAAGACACACAGGCGACAAACCCUUUAUGUGUGGGGAGUGUGGAUACAGGACUGACAUGGCAACAGCAGGACAUGGGUCUCACACCAAAGUGGAGCAGAACUGUUACGAUGCGUCCCUCACUGAGGUUCCGCUGGUUGACUGCGACAGCAAAACAAGCAUUGCUGAAAACCAGACAGCAGCACAAGGUAUCAAGAACUCUAGUGAGAAACACUUCACUUGUGAGGAGUCUGGCUUCAGCACAGCUCGAAAUACUAACUUUUCUGUGCAUAUGAGAACAUAUACAGGUGAGAAACCAUACAGGUGUGACCAGUGUAAUUAUUCUGCUGCACGGAAACCCACAUUAGAAGAGCAUAUUGCAGGAAAACACACCGGUGAGAAACCCUACAUGUGUGGGGAGUGUGGGUACAGGACAGCUUACAGGUCAGCCUUAUCCCAACAUAUGAGAACCCAUACUGGAGAAAAACCCUACAAGUGCGACCAGUGUGACUAUUCUGCAGCGUAUAAAUACAGUUUGAAUCGUCAUGUGACAGCAAUGCAUACUGGUGAACAACCCUACAUGUGUGACAGUUGUGGGUUCGGGACUGCUCGGAAGUUUUCUUUGUUUCAACAUAUGAGAACCCAUACAGGAGAAAAACCCUACAAGUGUGACCAGUGCGACUUUUCUGCAGCGCAGAAACCCAACCUUGACCUCCAUGUAGCAGCAAAACACACAGGUGAUAAACCCUACAUGUGCGAUGACUGUGGAUAUAGGGCAGUUCAGAGGUGUACGCUAUCCAGACAUAUGAGAACUCAUACCGGAGAAAAACCCUACAAGUGUGACCAUUGUGACUAUACUGCAGCAGGAAAGGCCACUGUUGACAACCAUAUUGCAGUAAAACACACUGGUGUGAAACCCUACAUGUGUGGGGAGUGUGGGUUCAGAACAAAUCAAAAGUCUAAGUUAUCCAGGCAUAUGAGAACUCAUACUAGGGAGAAGCCCUACAAGUGUGACCAGUGCGACUAUUCUGCUGCUGUGAAAUCCACUCUGGACAGGUAUCUAGCAAGGCACACUGGUGAGAAGCCAUACAUGUGUGGGGAGUGUGGGCACAGGACAACUCAGAAAUAUACCUUAUCCAGGCAUAUGAGAAUCCAUACUAGCGAGAAGCCCUACAAGUGUGACCUGUGCGACUAUUCGGCAGCACAGAAAUCCACUUUGGACAACCAUGUGGCAGCAAAACACGAAGGUUACAAACAAAGAAACAAAAAAAAAGAAAAAAGAAACAUCGACAUUCCCCAACACCGCUCUCUUUAA
Messenger RNA from Branchiostoma floridae (Florida lancelet), 1818 nucleotides. Its product is annotated as zinc finger protein 665-like. Bases 1 to 1818 code for a protein of 605 amino acids. The transcript has 3 exons. Gene Ontology annotation, cellular component: nucleus. Gene Ontology annotation, molecular function: DNA-binding transcription factor activity, RNA polymerase II-specific; RNA polymerase II transcription regulatory region sequence-specific DNA binding. NCBI's taxonomy places the organism in Eukaryota, Metazoa, Chordata, Leptocardii, Amphioxiformes, Branchiostomatidae. Gene Ontology annotation, biological process: regulation of transcription by RNA polymerase II. The record is from RefSeq and is a predicted model, not a curated record.